CUGAUUUUUCACUUGUCUCGUUCGAUGUAGUGUCCUUAUUUACUCAUAUUCCAUUACAGUUAGUUGUUGAUAUUAUAGAGGAACAUUUUGACUUGGUUGAGCCCAACUGUACAUUACCUAAGAAGGAGUUUUUGGAUACGGUAACUUUUCUAUAUAAUAAUACUUUUUUCUCAUUUCAUGGAAAAUUCUACCAACAAGUGAAGGGCCUUCCUAUGGGGGGUGCGGCCUCCCCUGUGAUCGCUGAGAUUGUUAUGAACAAAUUACUUUAUUAUGUGAUAGACAGAGUUAGUUUUGAAUUCCCCUUCAUAUAUCAAUAUGUGGAUGAUUUAUUAACAGCAGUUCCACUUAACCUCAUCGAAUCCACACUUGAAAUUUUCAAUUCCUUUCAUUCCGAUCUCACUUUCACGGUGGAGACGGAGACAGAUCGUUCAGUCCCUUUCCUUGACACAAAGGUCAUUCGCACUAGUGAAAAUUUAGUUAUUCUUGAUUGGCAUAGAAAAGUUACUAGUUCCGGUAGAUACAUUCCCUUCACAUCGUAUCACCCUAAAAAACAAAAGAUCAAUAUGAUUGUAGCAUUGACUGAUCGCAUUAAAAAGUUGAAAAAACGGCUAACACUUCAUAAAAGUGAUUGUAAGUUAAAACCAAAUAUUACUAGUUUAAGUGCUCAUGUCAAUGAUACCGGACAUAGUGUCAUGUACGAUGAAGCGGUAGUAUUAAAGAGUGAAAAGAACCUCUUCAAACGUAAGUUUUUAGAGAUGUGUUAUAUUAACUGUUGUAGUAAUAGCCUCAACAGAAAGAAGGAUGUUGAGGGUCUUAGUAGCAUCUACACCUAUCUUCUUAAUCAGAGUCGUACUGCGAAGCAUAAGCUACCAGAGUUUUUUGAUACGGUCAGGUUGUAGUGGGUUGCUAAAUUUGUUGCUAUUAAUGUUUAAAAACAGUUUCCUUUCUUUGUUUCUUUCUCCCCGUUCCUAAAGGAUUGUUUCUAAUUACCCUUAACGUUAACUUCAAUAAUGUAAACAUAGUUAUAUAAAUAGUGUACAAUGGGUGUAUAUUUGAAAGAAUUCUGUUUGAAAUUCCCUCCCUUGUUCGGUGUUUUACAUAUGUUAUGGUUGGCUGUACAGUUGGUAUCAUUGACUGGUUUUUUGGUUGUGGCUUUUUUAGGUUAUUGCGAAUUGUUAAUAAGUUCCCGCACAUUUAGUUUUCCUUCUCGACAAUACGGAGUGUCAUUUGUAACAAAUCGGCUGUUUUUUUUUUUCAUCUUUUAAUAUUUUAUCAAUCCGG
Molecule: messenger RNA, 1281 nt
Organism: Cylas formicarius (sweet potato weevil)
Lineage: Eukaryota; Metazoa; Arthropoda; Insecta; Coleoptera; Brentidae
Exons: 2
Coding region: 213-899 (228 amino acids)
Source: RefSeq, a predicted model, not a curated record